Molecule: messenger RNA, 2591 nt
Organism: Amphibalanus amphitrite
Lineage: Eukaryota; Metazoa; Arthropoda; Thecostraca; Balanomorpha; Balanidae
Product: tRNA (guanine(10)-N2)-methyltransferase homolog
Exons: 2
Coding region: 483-2048 (521 amino acids)
Biological process (GO): methylation
Cellular component (GO): cytoplasm
Molecular function (GO): nucleic acid binding
Source: RefSeq, a predicted model, not a curated record
ACCGUUAGACACUACGGCUACGGGUUGAAGCGGCAUUGCUCCCCUGUGUUGACAACCCUGAUUCAGUAUACAAUUGUGCCUAGCUAGAGACGUGUGGCGCGUCAUAAGUUAUGUUCGUCAGCAGGUAUUGCGCGUGCCGCUAGCGCACGAUCCUAAUUUUCUUAACAACUAUUGGCUACUUACCUAGCAACUCGCGGGCUAUUGCAGGAUUCACAGCUGUUGCUUGAUGAGAGAACAGAGUCUCAAUAUUCACAUGCGAUACUUGAAGCACGAAGCGUAUACGGAAAUAAAAAUUCUCAAUCCUAAUCGCACUCUGUGAAAGUUCAUUUGGUUCAUUUGAAAUUAAGGAGCCUGAGUUUGAAGUCUGUAGGCAUCCCUUUUCCUUUGGCAUUGGAGGCAACAAAGGCGUGUCAGCGUAGAUAGUGCGGUGUGACUCGUGGGUUGUGUCUGCGGACGGUGCGUCGGGGCGCCCUCUCGGUAAGAUGGCGACCGAAGUGGCUUGGACCGACGCCGACCGCACCUACCUGCUGUGCUUCUCCAACGAGCUGACCGAGUUCCGCGAGCCCGAGCUGCGCGCCGUGCUCUCCCUGCUGGGACUGACAGCACGCUGGACCGGCUCUGUCACCGCCACACCGUACCUGGAGGUACGGCUGGGGAGUGAGGCGGACGUCCGCCGGCUGGCACAGCGCACCGUAGCCGUCAAGAGCUGUCUGGAGCUGUGGGCGGCAGCAGACUCGGAGGAGGAGCUUCACCGACAGCUGCGACAGAGGCUGCUCGACCAUCCCGACACCAUGCUGCCCCACUUCGGCCCGGAGACCUCCUUCAAGGUGAACGUGGAGUCGUUCAACCGAACGCUGUCGCACGAGGCCAAGGUGGCGCGCGUGGAGUCGUUUGACUAUCUGCCGCUGGAGGGACCUGUCCGGCUGCGGCACCCCGACCUGCGGCUAGACGCCAUCGAGUACUACGGUUUGGACCCUAACCGGGUGCCUGAGCGGCCGCUGCGGCUCUUCUUCGGCCGCUGGCUGUGUGAUGGGCCGCGAGCAGCCAUCAAGGCGCACUCGCUCAAAACGCGCGCCUACAUCGGCAACACGAGCAUGGACCCGGAGCUGGCGCUGAUCAUGGCCAACAUGGCGCGGGUCCACUCCGGCGACACCGUCUACGAUCCGUUCGUGGGCACGGGUUCACUGCUGGUGGCAGCCGCUCAUUUCGGUGGCCACGUUCUCGGCACAGACAUCGACUAUCUGACGGUGCACGCGCGGACACGGCCUUCACGGGUGCAGGAGCGCGGCCGGCGGCGCGGGGCGGGUGAGAGUAUCGCGGCCAACCUGCGCCAGUACGGCCUGCAGUCCCGCCUGGUGGACGUGCUGGUGGCGGACGCUGCACUCCCGGCGCUGUGGCGGUGCGGCGUCACCGUGGACGCCAUCAUCACCGACCCGCCGUACGGUAUCCGAGAGCCGACCGAGCGGGUGGGCUCGGCUCGGCCGUCCGGCGGCGCCAUCCCGGCGCAGCACCGCGCCGCCCACUUCCCCUCCAAGGUGGCGUAUGGACCCGGAGCGCUGUUUGGCGACCUGCUGCGACUGGCCGCCGACCGGCUGACUCUGGGAGGUCGUCUGGUGUUCUGGCUGCCUGUGACGCGCGCUCAGUACUCCGCCGACCGGCUCCCCAGCCACCCCUGUCUCCGACUGGUGGCCAACAGUGAACAGACGCUGACGGCCCGCGCCAGCCGCCGUCUCCUGACGCUCGAGAAGUGGCGUGAGCCGGACGACGGGGACGCCGCCACUGUGCACACCAGUGUCGAUCGGUUCGUGAGCGACUAUUUCAGCAGUGAGACCACGGCGGACGGUGGGAACAGUGAUCGUGAGACCACGACGGACGCUGGUGGUGACGGCGAUACAGGGACUGUAACGACCGGUGUUGACGUUGGUGACAGAGUGACAGGGACUGUUGGUGACCGCACUGGUGCAGUGGGGACUAGUGAGGAUGGUGACAGUGUUCAGGGCGAAGUCGCUGCGAACGAAAAGGCCAAGGAGCGUGUUCUGGUCAGGUGACAUUAGGUCAGUGUACCGUGUGAUCCGUGUCAUGAAUAUGCAGCUGCGAGAAAUGGCUUCGUCGAUCAUUUUAUCAUCGUCCAUGACUCCAUAGGUAUUUGAUCGCAUUCUUUAGUCACCUGUUUUCAUGAAACUUCAACACGAAUCUGGCAGGCCGUGAAACCUUUAUCGUAAGUUGAAGCGAUAUUUGUGAAGUGAUGGAAAAAUUAAUUUCGAUGCGUCUAAACUUGGUUUUCGGAGUCAUUGUGUGUGAGUGUGUCAAGUCAAAAGUUAAUGUCAGUCAAAACUCAAAACAAAAGUGAAUGCUUCGCUUUUCACAUUUCGCUUUUAUGCCGUAGGAGCGACAAAUUUUAUGUAUGGUACCGAGUGUGUGGGGCCUACCCCUAUUCCCGAUUGAAGUAAGCAAUGCAUUUGGGGACUGUUUUGAAUGCGUUUGAAUGCGUAAAUGCGUUCUAAAGGACUUUGAUGUUUGAUCACUUCACACUUGAACAUUGAUUGAUUGUCACCGCUUUGAACUGUAAGACCAAUACAAGCUGUUGUCUA